This is a messenger RNA of Ascochyta rabiei, 1005 nucleotides long. RefSeq names its product Tethering factor for nuclear proteasome sts1. Gene Ontology annotation, cellular component: nucleus. NCBI's taxonomy places the organism in Eukaryota, Fungi, Ascomycota, Dothideomycetes, Pleosporales, Didymellaceae. Gene Ontology annotation, biological process: nuclear protein quality control by the ubiquitin-proteasome system; proteasome localization. The record is from RefSeq and is a predicted model, not a curated record. The coding region runs from base 1 to 1005 and encodes 334 amino acids. The transcript has a single exon.
AUGUGCGACAUCAAUCAAAGCUUCCCCUCCGCUCCACACCAGCUGCACAACCGCUACUCGCCCAUCCGCAACAGUGCGUCUGCCUGCCACCCCUGCCACCCCUGCCACCCCCACCGCCCUGCAACGGCUGACAAGACGCCCCCAGUCCUCUCGCCCCCGUCCGCCAUGUCUGGCCGCAAGCGAAAAGCCGACGACGACAUCGAGGACGAGCGCAUGUCCCAGUCACCGUCCAGCUCCCCCGCUCUCUCCUCGAGACCGCCGCCUCGCUCGAUGCAGAAGCGAAUGCGCUCCAACAUCUCCGGCCGCCCUCUCCCGCUACCCCGCCUUCUCGAGACGCUGUCCCCUGACGACAUGCGCAACCUCCUGCAGUCGAUAUGCCAGCGCCACCCAGACAUCGGCAACGAGGUGGUCACCACGGCGCCUCGGCCAAGCACCCAGUCUACGCUGGAGGUGCUGUCCAAGUACGAAUCCGCCUUCCAGGCCGCCUUCCCAUUCGGCGGCAGCUCGUCAUCAGACUAUGCCUACAACCGCGUACGACGUGAGCUCAUUGACCUUCUUGAGUCGAUGAAAGACUUCACACCCCACUUCCUCCCGCCGAACGAACAACAAGCCGCCACAUCGCUCGCCUUCCUCGACGGAGCCACCGACGUCAUCCACCGCCUGCCCAACUGGCACACCUACCAGCACAACCGCCACAAGCAGGAGGCUUACGAGGAGAUGGCCAAAGCCUGGGCCAUGGUCAUCCGCGAGGCUGCCAAGAAAGCCGGCGGCAUGCAGUUGCUGUACGGAGGGUGGGACCAGAAGAUUGCGAAGCACAAUGACAUCUCAGGCGGCAAGAUGCAAGAUGCAGUCAACGAAUUGCGAGGGGGCCUGGGCUGGAUGGCCACCGAGACACCCACGGCUGCGGCUGCGGCUGCGGGACAAGCCGAUGCCAUGUCUAUUCGACAGCAACUGUUGAACGGCAGCUAUGGUCUCGGUUCUUCUGCUAGCAUCGGAGCCUGGUAG